Molecule: messenger RNA, 2507 nt
Organism: Pantherophis guttatus
Lineage: Eukaryota; Metazoa; Chordata; Lepidosauria; Squamata; Colubridae
Gene: FUT2
Product: fucosyltransferase 2 (H blood group)
Biological process (GO): carbohydrate metabolic process
Cellular component (GO): membrane
Molecular function (GO): galactoside 2-alpha-L-fucosyltransferase activity
Source: RefSeq, a predicted model, not a curated record
CCGAACGCGACACUGGAAGAAUGGACAUUGUAUUAUACAGAGAGAGCAAUGUUGGUUUAUGAUAGCCUAAAUUAGAAGAGAAUUAUGACCAACAAUUUCAUUAAAAGAUAUAAAGUUUUGUGAGCUGCAGCAAAUUUCAUCAAAAGUGACAAAGAAUAGAGGAUUUGAGUAUUCACUCAGACCCAUGAAGUUUACAAUAAAUAUAUCUUGAGAAAGUUGAAACUGAUGGUCGCGAAUAGAAGAGACAAUGGUAGGAAAAUGCUGGGGGAAAAGGAUUCUCUCCUUUGUAAAAAUUAAACAUCAAGAAAGAGGUACCUCCGUUCAAUCUUCCCUCUUAUAUUUCUUCUACAUUUUGGGGUUCCUUUCUUUGUCCAUAAUUUUUCAUCUAUCUGAGAAGAUCUUUUACUAUGGCACAUCCACCAAAAACACAUAUAAUUCUUCCUUGAUAGAACAAAUUUCACUCAAGCACAUUGCCCCUAAUUCUAGUUUGUCCUCUGGGGCUAUUAAUGUUGGAAUAUGGACAGUGAACUGUAUUGGGCGUCUCGGGAACCGGAUGGGACAAUAUGCUACCCUUUAUUCCUUAGCCAAGCUAAAUGGAUAUCAAGCCUACAUCCAUCCAGAAAUGCAUUCGGCUUUAUCACCAGUCUUCAAGAUCACUUUGCCUGUAAUCCCUGCUGAGGUGUUUAGGAAGAUCCAAUGGAAGAAUGUUUAUUUGCAUGAUUGGAUGUCAGAGGACUAUCGUCACAUCCAAGGGAAAUAUGUCCAAUUGACAGGCUACCCUUGUUCUUACACCUUUUAUCACCACAUCCGCCAGGAAAUACUAAAAGAGUUCACUUUCCAUGACCACAUCAAGGAAGAUGUCAACCACUACCUGCAAAUCAUGCGGGGAGAACGUCAGAAUGUGACAUAUGUUGGGGUGCAUGUCCGGAGAGGGGAUUAUGUGAGGGUAAUGCCCAAAGCCUGGAAAGGUGUGGUGGCUGACAAAGGUUACUUGGAGAAAGCCAUGAACUACUUCAGAAAGAAAUACCUCAAUCCCAUCUUUGUGGUCACCAGCAAUGGGAUGGAGUGGUGCAAGAAGAACAUUAAUGCCUCCAUGGGGGAUGUUUACUAUGCUGGGGAUGGGAAGGAAGGCUCUCCAGGAAGGGAUUUUGCUCUCCUUAGUCAUUGCAACCACACAAUCAUGACCAUUGGGACUUUUGGUAUCUGGGCUGCCUACCUAGCAGGUGGGGAGGCUGUUUAUUUAGCCAAUUAUACCCUCCCAGACUCUCCAUUUCUCAAGGUCUUCAAGCCCUCUGCAGCCUUCUUACCUGAGUGGAUUGGGAUCCCGGCUGAUCUUUCUCCAUUGCUGCCCAAACCAUAAUUACAAUUUACUUUAUUUUAAUUUAAUUAAUUCAAUUUAUAUGCUGCCCCUCUCUGAAGACUCAGGGCGGCUCACAAUACAUUCCUAAAAAUCAUUAUAAAAAACAUUUAAAAAUUAAAAACAUUAAAAACUCAUUCACGCCAUUCAUGGCCGGAUCUCGCCAGAUCGCAGGAGUGAGAUCAACAGCCCCAGGCCUGCUGGAAAAGCCAGGUCUUCACCGCUUUUCUGAAGGCCAAUAGGGUGGGGAUGGUCUGGACCUCAGGAGGUAACUGGUUCCAGAGAGCUGGGGCAGCCACAGAGAAGGCCCUCCCCUGCGGGCCUGCCAACCAGCAUUGUUUAGCUGACGGGACCCGGAGGAAACCAACUCUGUGGGAUCUUACCGGUCGCUGGGAGCUAUGCAGCAGAAGGCGGUCUCGAAGAUAACCUGGCUCUGAGCCAUGAAGGGCUUUAAAGGUAAUAACCAACACCUUGAAUUGUGACCGGAGACCAAUAGGGAGCCAGUGCAGCUCACGGAGAAUUGGUGUAAUGUGGGUGUAUCUAGGUGCACCCACAACAGCUCGCGCGGCUGCGUUCUGACCAACUGUAGUCUCCGAACACUUUUCAAGGGUAGCCCCAUGUAGAGCGUGUUGCAAUAAUCUAACCAUGAGGUGACAAGGGCAUGAGUGACCAUGAGGAGAGCCUCCCGAUCCAAGUAGGGUUGCAAUUGGUGCACCAGGCGAACCUGUGCAAAGGUCCCCCUAGCCACAGCUGGCUAUAUUGGGAUGCCGGCAUCCACAGCCACUCGGUCUUGGAAGGGUUGAGUCGAAGCCUGUUCCUCCCCAUCCAGACACUGGGACAUCACUUCAAGGGCAUUGUUGGGGUGGUUUGGGGUGAAGAUGUACAGCUGAGUGUCAUCAAUGUACAGAUGGCAUCGCACCCCAAAUCCACGGAUGAUCUCACCCAGCGGCUUCACAUAAAUGUUGAACAGGAGUGGUGAGAGGACCAACCCUUGUGGCACCCCACAAACAAGGCGCCUCGAGGUCAACCUCUGCCCCCCUGCCAACACAGACUGUGACCGGUCGGAGAGAUAGGAGGAGAACCACCGCAACACAGUGCCUCCCACCCCAAUCCCUCCAGCCGGUGCAGUUGGGUUGCCAGGUCUGCUUCC